ACAUCUGCACCAAAAAUCUUGGGCAGGUGAAAGCCAAAAAAAGAACUCACAUACUGCAAGGUUCCAAUAUGCAGUCAAUGUGUUUGCUUCAGGAAGGCAGUUGUACCUUUUCAAGCAAGAAAGCUGUCACACAAGUUUACAGGCACCAUCUUAAAUGUCAUGUGAUGUAGGUCACGUGAUGGGCCGUGCACUGCGAACAAACUGUGUAAACAAGCAAGACAUAAUAUAAUCCUAUGCAAGACAAAAGUUAUUAUAAAGUGCUGAAAAACUUUAUAAAGCUGGAAAAAUAGUGGCGGUGAAGAGCAACUUGAGUUGAACACAUCUGCAAAAUCACACCAACAGAACAAAUGGAAAACCAUAACAGACAUUGCCAGGCUUGCUUUUUACUGUGAAUUAUAAAACCUUUGCACAGCAAUUGGAACAGAACCAUUCAUUUCAAAAACAAAAGUUCCCAGAAAGAAAAUGGUCUUUCUUACGUUUUUGGGAUACUGAACUUGGAAGAUGUGGUAAAGAGAAAAAGUAACAGCCAGGGCAAGAGAGAUGUCCACACUGCCAUUAUCAAGGAGUAUCUCUAUUAUCCAUCUUCACUGUGAUGGCCUCACUCUGCAGUGGGUCUUCGUCCCUGCAGUUUGUCAGGACAACAGUUGGUGUUGGAAACACUGGAUCCUGUAAAAUGUAAUCAUAGAAAAGCCCUUAAGACUCCUUUGUCAGAUAAAAUGACCAAUUAGGCAAAGUUGAAAAUAUUUUACCUGGCAGCAGCCAGAUCUCUAUGUGUAGCCCUGCCCCGUGUUGAGUCUACACAGAGAUCUGGAAUCGCUGCAGCAGAAUCUAAAGAGGGAGGGCUCUCUGGUAGAAUAUUUUUGAAUUGAUUGGAGGACGCACAAGGCUGUGCCAGCUGGCACUAGUGGGCUGCUGCCAGUAUAGGGCAUCCAUGGUGAAAUGUGAAAUCCAUGGUGUAGCGUUGCUAGCGAAGGUUCAUAGUCAAGGACGGUCAGUGAAUGCAUCAGGCAGAAGUAAAUGAGGAGGAUGAGAGCAUUGGGUGUGUCCGAAUCCAGAGGAAGGAUGCUUGUAAGAGCGCAUUUUGAGGUCGAUGACGUCACAGCGCAGCGACGAGUACUGUCCGAAUUCCAAGAAUACUCAUUUUCGCGUCCUCAAAUGCGUCCUCGCUCCACCCACAUUUCGAGGAUGGGUCUGGUGGAUCCUCACAGGAGCAAGGGUAUCCCAGCAUGCUCUGCCGCUGGACUCGACACUCACAACAAUGGCAGAUGGAGCGGGAGAGCAGUACAGCUUAAAAUGUAAGUUUAAAAAAAAAGCGGUAAAAAAAAUGAAAAUACGUGUUUGGACAUUUUUGGUUUGUUUUUUAUCUAAGAUCUAAUACCGCAAAUUUUUUUUCCCAUGUAAUUUAAGGCUAAAACAUGCCCCACCGAAAACUAGCUUGAAUGUGUAUAGGAAAAACCCACCGUAAACUAGCUUGAUCCCAGCAUGCUUUGUUAAAAAACAACAGCGGUAGAAAACUAAGCUGAAAGCGGUUCUGUUUAUAGACAUUUUUCGUUUGUAUAAAGUACAUAUUAAGCAGAAAUCAGCGAGAACGAGCUUUUAUGGUGGUCCCGUCAUAAUUCCCGUUUGUGUGUGUGUGUGUUUAUUUAGCGAAUAAAGCUUCUCAUCAUUUGUUUUAAGGUUAACACCCCACCGUAAACUUGCUUGAAUGUUUAAAGGCAGGGUACGUACGUUUUAAAUGUGAAAUAACUUUGAAAAUGUUUAAUUUUGACCAUCUGACCCAGUUUUAUUUAAAAAAGUAAAUAAUCUUUAAUAUUUAAAUUUUCUCCUUAAGUCCCUCCCCUGCCCUGUAGAGCUCAGCCAAUAUUUCUGCAAGCCUAACGCGUUGACCAAUAGCACUGCAUUACCACCAGGGGCAGCUGUCAAUCAUCGAGAACAAGCAUUAUGGGCUUGACACAUGGGAGGCGACAAACGACCGCGAUCAGCUAAAUUUGUCACCGUCGCUUUUAUUACCUGAUACACGGGAGGCGAUCCGCGGCAGCGGCAAAGCCGUCUACGCGUUCUGUUCCAUGGCGAAAUCGAAACUUCCGUUGUUUUGCUUGGCUGUGUCAGGUUGGAGGGAAUUAAGUAGGGAUGAGCCGGAUACUCGUUUCAGACGAGUAUCCGGUACGGAUGAAGCAUUUUUGACAAUACGAGCAUGAGACGAGUAAACCUCGUAAAUAUCUGUAAUCGUGCUGAAGGAAAAUCCUCAUUGGGUAACUGACUGUCUUCACGCUCUGUGAUUGGCCAGUCACAUAGAGCGCCCGCCCCUCCCUACACACAAAACUCUCUAGCCGGCCAGGAGCGCAGUCCGUCCGGCUCAUCCACGCUGACACACACAGACAGUAAUGCAUCUCGCUGUGAUUGCUUCACUGUUGCUCACGUUUCUUCAGUUUUCCCUAGGUUUUCUUCAGCUCGCCUCUUUUUCGGUUGAAUAUUUAAAGUUGAUUUUUUCGUAACUUACUGUACAUGGUGCAUUUGACAAGACAGAGCUGACGUGCUGCAUUAACUCACUACCUCCGCUCCGGUCGGGUUUUUUAUUUUUUUUAACUCCAUCUCUCUCCCUCUCACCCUCUCUAUCUCUCUCUCUCACACACACACCGUAAUCAACAUUGUUUUGUUUAACUUUGUGUGGGGCAAAAUGCCAAGAACUUUAAUAAAAAAAAAUCAGUUUAAUCAAAUUAAAAUAAAAAUAUAUAUAUAAAGUUGUCUGGUUCUAGCAUUUCAUAUUUCCUAGUUCCUACUGCAUGAGUUCAGAUGUAUUAAUCAAUGCACUUAAAUAUUAAUGUUCUGAUUUCACUGAACAACUGGUUCUGUAAUAGUUCCUUUACUAUUGUGAUCAAACAUAUUUAAUCUCAGUUCUGAGGCUGCUCUGUAAAUAGUUUUCAAAUAAACAACACACAUAGCAACUUCUGAUUAAUCCAUAUCAAUUUCAGACUUAAAAUAAUGUAUUAAUGUAAACCACACCCGCUUCUGGCUAAACCCCGCCCACUUCCGGGUUAUGCCACGCCCAUUCCGAGUACAGAUACAGAUACAGAUAAUUUAGUUGGUUGAACAGAUACAGAUACAGAUAGUGGUGUACUCGCUCAUCCCUAGAAUUAAGGUUAUUUAAGCGGUUCAGAGUUAAAACAGUGGUAGAUAUGAUGUUUCACAAGGUGCUGCUAGAGUUAUGUGAAAUCUUACUUCUGAUUUUACUAUAAAACAUAAUAACUAUCAACUUCUCCAUGUUUGCUCGGAGAUGUACGGAGCAUCCUGUCCGCUCAUUGGUCAGUGAAUGAAACCUCCGUUGAUUGGUCCUCGUCCGAGCGACAGUGAUGAAAAGUUGAAAAUGUUUCAACUUUAUGGGAUUGCGUCGCUGGGUUGCAUGUGCACGAUACGUGCACCAGCGCAAAAUUUCACACGCACGUUUUUCGCGUUUCGCUUGGUAGGAGGGAGACCUGGGAUUAUCGCUUUGUCGCGCAUGUCUCAUUGAAAAUGAAUGGAGGAGAGGCGAUGUCGCCUCCCGUGUGUCGAGCCCAUUAGCCUCACCCCUGCUUUCCACAGGAGCCGUCAGCAGCACGUUACUGCAGCAGCACGUCAUAGCUGCUGAUAGGAACCGCUGUGGUCAACAGAACCUUUUCCACUGGAGCCGUCAGCAGCGCGAGUCGGCCACGUCUCAGGAGCAGCAUGUCGCGGCCUUUACGUGCCGGUUCUAUUUUCUACGCGCGACGCCUCUGAAACGGGUCAAGUUCAACAUUUUUGGGGAAGGAAAGACAGGAAAUCAGACGCGGAAAUGGAGAGAAGCUCCCGAGAUUUUCAGAAUAAAGAAACAUACUGCCUUCCGGUUGCUGUACUUUUAAGUUACUAAAUUUGCGGCCCGUGAGAAGUUAUCACCUAGCUAGCGGUCUCCUUUUUUUUUCAGGUCCGUAUUGGCGAUUAUAAAACGGACAGAACAUAAAACACAAACCAUGUUGUAGUUUUCUCCUGCUUGUUGUUGUGUUUACUGACGAAGUCACUCGUGUGACUUCGUGCUCAGUCGGUGACAGCUGCUCCCCUGCUGCUUCGCGUCUCGUGGGAAGGGCCAAGCAGCAGUUUACGCGAGCAAGACGUGCUGCUGCAGUAACGUGCUGCUGACGGCUCCCGUGGAAAGCAGGGGUCACUCGGCUUUUAGAGGACAGCUCUGGAGCGACAAAACCCAGAAUUACCGAGUCCUCGACAGCCUUCCACAUCCCAAAAAACAUUUAAAAAGUUUAUAAGCCCUUCUUCAAAAGUGGCUGUAAGACGUUUAUGGUCGAGUCGAAUUUACAUUGGAGAUUGUUUUACACCAUGGAGAGAUUUUCGUGAUCUACGCGGCAUGAAAACGGAUGAAGACUUGGCAAAGUAUCGUUUGGACAGGUAAUAUAUUUAUUGUUUUUUGGAUAAAUUUACUUAAAAUCUUUCUUUCACUGAAAUAAGUAAUAGAACAAACAAGCUUUAUGCUUAGUGUCCUAUUGGCUAAUGUAGAAUUAGCUUGAAUGCUAAUUACUGUCUGGUUUUGUGGUUUUACCUAUGUGACUACUCCAUAUUAAAAUAAAAGGAAUGAUAAUCAGCUCGUGCAGAAAUCUGUGAAGGCUGGGGAGAAACAUUAGCUGUUGGAAAAAGACGUAUCUGACCACAAACAUAUCCAAAACACGGUCACACUGGCUGUCAGUUAGCCUGAUAUCACACUAUUUAGCCUAUUGCAGUCAUAGCAAUAAUCAAGUGCCAAAUUCAAGUAUUUUAUUAGGUUUGCCUGUUUUGAAAAAGCAAAUCAUAUUAAAAUGAGUGAUGAGCAGCUCAUGUUGAACUCAGUUGGCUGAGGAGAUACUUUACCAAUUACAAUUAGAUUUGUUUUAGCAGGAAAAUGUAAAAAUUUAAUGUGAUUUGCAUGCUCUACAUGCUACAGUCAAUUAUUUAGUAGUUUCUCUGACCUUCAUUUCAUUAUAUCUUACAAUAACAUAGAUGUGUAAACUAAGAGAUGGCUAUAUAACGUAAUAUUGUCCGCAAGGCAGCGUGCCAAUAGUCAGACACACCUGGAUUAAUCAGUUUGUCCAAUGAUGUAAGACAGGAAAUAAAAGAGCUGUGCUUAAUUCAGGAAAUAGUGAAGUUGUGCACAAAGCUCAGAAAGCACAAGUUUGUUUAAAAAAAAAUAGCACAGCCCCACCAAAAAUAUUUUUCACCAGCCGCCACUGCGAAGAAGCAAUGCUCUGGUUUUGACUCGGCUUUUCCUGCCCGUGCACAUUAGGAGGUGUGGCUUUCGGCUCUUUCAGGAAGGGCGGGGGAGUGAGCAACAGCUGUUCAAAUUUAAAAAUCUCCUCCUCUUCACCCUGCCGGUGUCAUCUUACGGACCCUGCCUUUAAUACGAAAAAACCCACCGUAAAAGAGCUUGCAUCUUAUUUAAUCAUGUAAUGAACGCCAAAAAUAACGAAAACUAAGUUUGAUUUUUAUUUAAGUAAAUUUUUAAGAAACCACAUCACUGAUUUAAUGUUUUUAAUUUCAUUUUAGGCGGAAAAAACACUCACCGUGAACUAGCUUGACUGUCUUUCAUCGCUAAUAUAUAUAUUUUUGUGCUAGGGACAUCAGAACAAACCACCACCCUCAUCAAAUUGAGAGGGCAAAACGAGGCCCUCUUCACUGGUGCUAAAAGUUCUGCCACGGUGGCAUGGAGGAUGAUCCUGGAGAAGAUGGGCCUGCAGGGGAAGAUCACCCCUUUGCAGGCCAAAGAAAAUGGGACAAUCUAAAAACUAAGUACAAAAACCAGUACCUUUAAGGAGCAUCUGUCAUUUCAUUAUGCCCACAGUGUUCUCUGUUGUUAAAUGGCACUAAAGCCUUGUAAUUCUAAUUCCCUUUGUCUUUAGGACUGCAAGUAUCCAGGGUCAGGAGUGGGAGUCAGCGGAAAGCCCACUGCUGAAACCUGGCCCUGGUUUGGUUUCAUGGAAGAGGUGUUGGGACAGAGGCCUUCCCCUAGUCCUCCGGUUCUGAUUGCCUCCAUCCCUGAGGACACACCAGGGCCAAGUGCAGCAGUGGGUGAGACAGAGGAGAGGGAGAGUGGUGAGAGGCAGCCGACAACGUCCGGGAGAAAAAGAAAGAGCAGCAGGGAUGAGGAACUCCUUGACAAGGAUGAGCUGGAUACUCGCUUCAGACAAGUAACCGGUGCGGAUAAAGCAUUUUUGAUGAAUACGAGCAUGAAACAAGUAAACCUCGUAAAUAUCGUGCUGAAGGAAAAUCCUCAUUGGGUAACUGACUGUCUUCACACUCUGUGAUUGGCCAGUCAAAUAGAGCGCCCGCUAGGGAUGUGACAAAAUAUCGUUUGGCGAAAACUCGCGAUACAAAACGUAACGAAAUGCAUCGAGGUAAAAAAAAUGGACCACGAAAUUAGACUAGGCGGCACUGCUGCAUGAUUUGUGUAGUAGUAGGGCAGGCAUACAGUCUAUGGUGACAGGCUGAUAGCACCAUCUCUGCUGACAAAGCAGGGUAAAACUAAAAAUAAAUAAAUAAAAACAUCCAAGGAACGGUGCAGUGCGUCGUGACGUCAAGUCACAGCGCAUGUUGUAACAACAACACUGCAGGCUACAGCGAGCGAACAUAUAUUAGCAUUAGCACCAAGUUGGUGCCACCAACUGCCUUGCCCCGAAAGAGCAGAACAAUGGAGUCAAAUGAGGUCGAAAUUGAGGAUGCUCCUCCUGGAUACAGGUCAUCUGUCUGGCAGUAUUUUGGCUUUCCGGUUAAAAAAGACAAUGACGGCAAUAGAGUUACGGAAAAGACCAAGACUGUGUGUAAGCUAUGCUAUGCUGUCAUUCCGUACACCACCUCCAACACAACAAACAUGAACCACCACCUUCAACGUUACCAUAAAAAUGUGAAGACGGCCUUGGCGAAAACGAGCCUACCGAAAGGACAGCUGACCAUGAAACAAGCACUGACACCAACUCUACCUCCGUCAAGUCCACGUGCAAAACAGAUAACCCGGCUCAUUGGUGAGUUCAUAGCGGACUACAUGGCUCCAUUUUACAUAGAAGAGAACAGAAAAUUCAUCCAAAUGUUCAAGGUGCUGGAGCCCAAGUUUAAGAUGCCAUGCCGGGGUCAUUUUUCAGAGAAGGUAAUCCCGGAAAUUUACAAUGAAACGAAACAAAGCGUGAAAGAGUGUCUAAAAAAUGCCGACCGCGUCGCUCUGACCACCGACAGCUGGACCUCGCGUGCAACACAGAGUUAUGUCACCAUUACGGCACAAGUCAUCAUUGAAAAAUGGGAGAGUAAAAGCUUUGUGGUGCAAACUCGUGAGCUAAGUGAAAGUCAUACUGGUGUUAACAUAGCUCAAGUGCUGAGAAAUCCACUGAGUGAGUGGGAGCUAACAAGGCCACACACAACCAUUGCUUGUGUCACAGACAACGCGAACAACAUGGACAUUGCUGUGAGAGAGAGCGGUCUCCACCCUCACAUCAAGUGCUUGGCGCAUGUUGUGAAUCUGGCCAGUAAGAGAGGCUUGGCUGUAUCCCGCGUUGCGCGCCUUCUUGGUCGUGUGCGAAGAAUAACUACAUUUUUUCACAAGAGCACCACGGCCACCGCAGUCCUGACCAACAAGCAAACCCAGUUAGAACUGCCUCGGCAUAAACUCAUCACCGAUGUCCAGACCAGGUGGAACAGCACGUAGGAAAUGCUGGCGCGCUACCUGGAGCAGCAAGCAGCUGUCUCAGCAGCGUUGAGCUGCCCAGAAAUCCGAAGGAAUGCGAGAGAAAUCGACACUCUGGAUCACACUGAUGUAUCAGAUGUAGAAGACAUAGUGAAACUGCUUAAGCCACUGAAGACGGCCACAACUGUUGUCUGUGAUGAAAAAGAGCCCACUGUUUCACUGAUAAUGCCACUGAAGUACAUGAUCGAGCAAAGCAUGUCACCAAACGGAAAUGACACACAGACCAUCGCCAACAUGAAAUCUUACUCGACAUCUCGGACCGAUGCACCGGGGACUGUAAUGACGUGCUGCAGGAGUGCACAGCGCUUGACCCACGAUUCAGAAGCCUGUCCCAUCUGAAUGAUGAACAACGUGAGUCCAUCUAUGCCCGAAUAUGUGAAAAAGCUUCAGCACUUCAUGAGCAGCGCAACCAGGUAGGCUAACUUUUAUUGGGGGAAAAAAGAGGUUUCCUGCUGCAUGUGUGUAACUGCAUGUAUGUGCAGGCCAGAGUCUGAAAACUUAUUUCUCAUGUUUUUUUAUUAGUCCAUCAGAGAGAGAGAGAAUGAGAGUGAAGGACAGAAAUGUUUAACUAGUUUUUCUAUUUUAUUUAUUUUCAGACCAGUUACACUGAUGAAAGAACCACUAGGGCCAGUGCUUCAACAUCAGAGGCAGCAGCAGAGCAGGCCAGGGUCAUGGUUGAGGCAGCACAGGGAGCAGAGCAGAGCCAGGAAGAGCCAGUAGAAGGAGAAAGGCAGAUGCAGGAUGCAACACAGCCUCCCCCACCAAAGAAGACAGUGUUGGAAGACCUCCUUGGGAGCUCCUACACUACUGUUGAGACAGUGCAGACCAGCAGAGGGAUUGAAAUGGAGAUACUCUCCUACAGGAGUGGGAUUCCCAUCCCACUCAACAGAAGUCCACUUGAGUGGAAAGUUAAUGCUUAUGCUUACCCCAUACUUGCCCCCCUUGCCAAAGCCUACCUUGGCAUUCCUGCUACAUCAGUGCCCAGUGAGCGUGUCUUGUCCACAGCAGGAGACAUUGUGUCUGCUCAAAGAUCACUGAUUACACCAGAACAUGUUGAUAUGUUAGAUUUUUUGAAGAAGAACCAGUCCUGAGAUAAGAUAAUAAAGGCCCAUAGCAGCACUAAGGGUGUUCCUGUUUGUGUUAGGCCUGUUAGGCCUUGUGUUUCCCUGUGUGCCACUGGGAAAAAUAAACAAGUAGUUAUUAUACAGUAAUAUUUUUUCCUUUUUUUUUCUUAUCUGAUAUCGUAUCGUGACGUAUCGUUUCGUGACUCAGACAUACGUAUCAAGGUGCAUCGUAUCGUGAGUUUAAUAGAUCGUCCCAUUCCUAGCGCCCGCCCCUCCCUACACACAAAACUCUCUAGCCGGCCGGGAGCUCAGUCCGUCCGGCUCAUCCACGCACACACACACACACACACACACACACACACACACACACACACACACAGACAGUAACGGAUCUCGCUGUGCUUGCUUCACUGUUGCUCACGUUUCUUCAGUUUUCCCUAGGUUUUCUUCAGCUCGCCUCUUUUUCGGUUGAAUAUUUAAAGUUAAUGUUUUCGUAACUUACGUGGUGCUUUUGACAAGACAGAGCUGACGUGCUGCAUCAGUCACUCACUACCUCGUUCCGGUCGGAUUUUUUAUUUUUUUUAACUCCAUCUGUCUCCCUCUCACCCUCUCUAUCUCUCUCAGACACACACACACCUUAAUCAACAUUGUUUUGUUUAACUUUGUGUGGGGCAAAAUGCCAAGAAUGUUAAGAAAAAAUCAGUUUAAUCAAAUUAAAAUAAAAAAAAACAAAGUUGUGUCUGGUUCUAGCAUUUCACAUUUCCUAGUUCCUAAACAUGACACGGAGAUGACUUGUUAAUGCCACAAUGUCACACCUCUGCCCUCUACAAUUAAAAGGGCCCUGUAAGCAUUGUUACACAAAGCCAGGAUUUAUUCAGAUUAGGCAUAAGAUCUUUAAACAAUAAAAAGCUUCUUCAAAGCACUAAAAGUAAGUCUAAAUGUGACAACCUCUCUUCAAAAAAUGAAUCAGUUCUCCAAAGAACCUUAAACAGCAAGAAAAGGUUCUUCAACUGAAAAGGGUUCUCCAGGGCACUCAGUGCUUCAGAGAACUUAUAAAGAACCACUUUUAUUUAGAGUGAACCUACACACAUCUUUUCAUUUUUUUAUUAUCAAAAUUAUUGACAUGGGAAAAAUUAUCAUAAGAGUUAGAUAUUUUGAGAACGAUUCAUUUUCGAUUUAUUGGCCAGCCCUACUUGCAAUAUAAAAGUAUUUUGGAGUUAUGGUAUUCUGUUCUUGCACACAAAAGUGCUCAUAUAUCUUUUUUUCAUGAAGGCUCGUGUUGAUACUUUAGAUGAUGCCAUGAGGGGGAUGCAGCUUGGCCUCAUGAUAGGCUGUGAAGGUGGUGCACAAGGUGUAGGCAGUUGUGGUGAGGUAGACCAUUGUCCUGCACAACAUUAAAGAUGUGACACACAGCUUUGCAGUGGUGGGUCAGUCAGGGCCAGCAAAGCCUUCUCUGCUGGUCUAAACGUACUCAAAAGCAUAAAUGUCUUUUUUUUUCCUUUGGUAAAUAUUUUUAAAUAAAAAAAUGUUUACUGGUCUAUUUUCUCUAUAUCCUAUUUUACCCACUUGGCCGCACUGCUUCCAGUGUUAAAAUACCAAGGUUGGGUGUUAUCCAAUCAGAUUUAAGCUAGCUUGUGUUUCCAGGCAGAUUAAGUCUGCCCUAGCCCUUCAGAAUCAAUCGAGAAGCCCGCUGUCCGCUGUAAGUGAACAGAGACGAUCCAGUUGCGAUAGCCAAUCAGCUCACGAGUCAGCGUGGCCCGGGCCAGCUAGCUGGCCUCACGCAAAAGUUGACAUGAACGCAUCCUGUGAUUGGAUAAGCAGUAGUUAGAACUUUUCUAGCGGCAUGAAGCAAAAUAUCAAAACUAAACACAGAGAUUUGUACCUAUAGGCAGCUUUCGGUGUGUUUUUGAACACAUGAUGGCUGAAAGAGGAGAAGAGACAGACUUGGUUGCAGAUGAACUUGCCACACCAUUUUCCAGACGGACCUUUCAGGAAAAAAUGGAUCUUGUGAGAACAGGUCGUCCGACUCCAACGCUAGCUGGCUUGUCCCAGCAGGGGAAAGGAUUUGUUCGUCAUUUUCAGGCUAGCAACUAUGAACGGUACCCACGGCUAACAGCUUCAGAGAACCGCUGCAGGUUAUUCUGCUGGGAAUGCCCGUUGCUCGCAUCAGAUGGAUUUGGUAGCAUUAAAGCGCGUUAAAACGUACGCCAGAAACACGACCGGGCAGACACGACUUUCAGCCUCCAUGUCCAUAGAAAAGGAUCCACUCAUGGACCUGAAGCGCACAGGUAAACUGUACAGAGCCACUGAGGUUUUCCUCAGGAAAGACAGAAGGAUGGAUUUUAUUUUCUAAUGAGCAGGAGAGAAGGAGAUCCAUGCUGGACAAUUAUGAUGGUGAGUAGAAACAUUUCAUUAGUAUUUUUUAAUGUUUUGCCAUUUUAUUUUGUUAAUAAUCAAUAAAUGGUAACGAAAUAAAAUGUCUAACUGAAAUUAUUCUGUGUUCUGUUUCUAUGCAAUUUAUAUUGUGUUUGACGUGGUGUAAGCUGCUGCGUCAACAUUGUUUUGCGGUUCAAUUUUCUCCAAAACAAUUGCAAAUAAUGUGUUUGCUUUACUUAUUUAUUUUAUUGUCUCAUCUCUUAAACCCGUCUUUCAUUUUUGAGAUUCGACAGUAUCUGUGGUCUUAGUUUCCUACUCUCAAUUGGGAAUGCGAGUUUGAUUUUAAAGGCUCCGGAAAUUACUUGUCUUGACCAGCCAUUGGUGUGUGUGUGUGUGUGUGUGUGUGUGGUUUCUUCAGCUGUGAUGUCCUAUUGAUGGUAUUUUAAGGUGUAUUAAAUUAGAUUGGACUGAACAGGAAAUCACUGAAGGCCCAGGGGUGGAACGCACCGCCUGCCACUGCAGCUUUGCCAUGCUUAUGGGCGUCAUCUGUGUAUGUAAACAUGUUUAUUUCGACUGUGAAAAUGGUAUUUUUAACAUGGGAGCCAAUGAGGAUCUGCUCACUUCUGCUGCCAGCCCCUAGUGGAUGAAUGUGAAACUGCAAUUUUAGCCACUCCUUGUUGGCUUCAUAUUUGCUGCAGAAUAGUGGGGGUCUAACUCGAAAUAAUAUGGAAUAAUUAUGAAGGCUGAGCUUGACUCAUAUCGUAGAAUUAAUACAGCCUGGAAACGUGAAUUAGAUGUGGAAGCCCAUGCUGUAGUUCUUUUUUUAAACACAGAGCAGUUUUGUUUACCUGUUUUCAAAACUGCUCUGUGUUUUAAAAAAGAACUACAGCAUGGAAUUAGAUACGACAAAGCAAGAACACACCUAAGAUGUGGAAUCCAUGUAGCAUUCGUUCUAUUUUCAAUUUAAAAGAAAAAAUCAAAAAAGAAAAAUUGAUUUAUUAUUUUUUUAAAUAAAUUUAAAAAUAACAAAAACUUUGUGCUUUUCGUAUAUUACAUUUUAGUCUGAGAUCAAAUAUAAGAAAUGGAAAAACGGUCGCAGAACCGAAUUUGAUUUUAAUACAAUGGAAUAGAGCUCCGGACCCCACGUGACUCUCAGUUAGUAGACGCCAUUUUGGCUGGUAAAAAAAGGUAAACAAACACAUGAACGUGAACGGGAUCAGCUUGGAUUUUACUUCGUCGGAGUUUACUUCACUCUUUAAAACCGAAGAAAUCGUUUUAUAUAGUCAGAAAUUAAAUAGACUAAACAUCGCCGACCCUUACCGUGCCCCUGGGAUACUUUUUAAAAACACCAGAAGCUGUCGGAGCGAACUUCUUACCAGACCUGGCCGGGGAACCCCUUGGGAUUUCCCCGGAGGAGCUGGCCCUAGUGGCUGGGGGAGGGAAGUCUGGGCCUCUCGACGCUACUGCCCCCGCAACCCGACUCCGGAUAAGCGGAUGAAAAUGGAUGGAUGGAUGGAUGGACAAAUAACAGAUUUACAUGUAAGUAGUUUAAAUAGAGUGCUGUGCUGUUUGAAUGUAUAAACUGAACACCAAGAAAAAUCACUAGUCUGAUUUUUUUCCGUGAAUAAAAUAAAAAUGUCAGGCAGGAGCGUCUCAGGAUCUGUCUGAGAUCUGUCUCGGUGAGACGGAUAAUAGCAAUCCAAAGUGCUUUUUAUGUGUGAUCUGACAAUUGAUCAACCAUUGCUUAAAAGUGAAAUACAGCUUAGCCGGUUAAUUGCUGUCAUCAUAAAACACGUAAACGGCAGCACGCAGAACUCACGAGGCAACGUUUUACGUGAUGUUUACUUGUUGCUGUGAUUAAUAAGACAGAAAAAGCCCCGCCAAAAUAAGUUUAGGAAGCCCACUAAGAAUCGUAAUAAAAGCGUUUAAAAUAAAUACCACACACAGUUGAGGAAACGUUGGUUUAAGUACCUGAUGUGAAGUGGUCGCUGCAUAAGUGAAAACCUUUACUCUCGGGAUCCCACAGCUUCAUUUUAGCCCGGUCACUAGCGCGUUUUAUUACAACGAUCCAACGUUUGUGACGCUCCGGAUCUUGGGGAAUCCUGUAGAUGGCUCAUCCCUUGACUUGUCCCUGUCUGUUCUGGCAUCCUGGGGCACAACAGGAAUCGACCAUAUUUCCCGUGUGAGAUUUAUGACUACAAAUAGUCCAGCUGCGGGCUUCUGCCUGCCAAAAUGGUGCCGUUUCGAUUUGAACUGUUGCAUGCUGGGAGAAGUGACGUCAACUCCUGGAGCUCUAUAGAAUAGAAUGGAAUAGAAUAGCCUUUUAUUGUCAUUGUACAAAGUACAACGAAAUUGGAGUGCCACUCCCAUUGGUGCAAAAUCCCCCCCCCCCCAAAAAAGAAGAAUAUAAACAUAAAAAUAUAUAAAAACACAGUCAAAGGGUGUACAAAAGCAGCCGAAUAAAUAUAGUAACAGCAUAUGGUGUAUCAUUUGUUAUUGCACAAGAUCAGUGUAUAUGUACACAGUUCCUCUCCAGUUGUUUUUGUAUUUAUGUACAAUGGUGAUUGCCCUGGCAAAGAAACUAUCCCUGAAUCCCGUGUCCGGCCCAGCCCGAGGGGGUGGAGCCCCAGCCCGACCCGGUCCGAGAAGGUUUUCAGGAUUCUCUGGUCCGACCCGAGCCCGACUUUUUUUUAACCUUUCAUAAUGUUUUAGCGUGAGAGAAUGCUCAGCGCUCUAAUUAUCUGUGGGAAACGUUCUGCAGUAAAAAAGAAAAGAAAGAAAAGACAGAAAAACAGAAUCAAUGCAGCUUUUUUCCCCAACAGAGCGUAUUUUUCGAGCGGCAGAUGAAAUUUACAAACACUAUAUGAAUUGGAUGUGUAGCUGCCAGCUGAGCAGCUGAUGGCAAUGACCCUUAAUUGGCUCACAGAAUUAAUAUAAGCCACACCCUUCCAGAGAAAACUGCUUGGGUUAAGUUGUUUGUAGAGAAUUUAACACUGUUUGAAGUAUUGAAAUGAUGUCUUUAGCCUACAUUCACCUCAGCUGCACAUUGCCGACUGCAUCCCCACGUAAGUUUUGCUGUAUUGACGCUUUUGUUUGGGUUUGACACUCUGUAGUCAUUGUUUGUUUUUCUUGUCCAUCACCGAGUCAAAUCUACAGAUAAAGCAGCUUUAAGGAAUUAUUGUUUUGUUUAGCACCCUUGGCCAGCGGAGCAAGGUAAAUGUGAGAAUAUAAUCGAUUUCUGUUAUGACAUUGAAGUUGUGUUCACCUUUUAUUUAUGCUUCGUGUAUCACUACACAGUUUUCAUGGUGCAACUCAUGGAGUGAAGUCCAAGGCAUUGGACCAGAGAAACUAAUAAAAGUUUAUGCACCCGUCGAGGCUCUCCGUUCUUUUCUUCAUGGUGCCAGGGGCAGCUACAGGAUGCGUUUGUAAAUUUAAUCUGCUCUGAAAAUGCGCUCUUGUGCAAUUAGAAAAAAAAGCAGCAUUCAAAUUUUCUAACUGCAGAGCGCAUUUUCAGAGCGGCACAUUAAAUAAAGGCCCCCAAUUAAUAUAGCGUUUUUAAAUUUAAUCUGCCGCUCUGAAAAUGCGCUCUCCAGUUAGAAACAACCAGCAAUGAAUGCUGUAUUUUUUUAACUGCAGAGCGAAUUCAUUCACAGAAAAAUAGAAUGCUGCCGUUUUCAUGAGAAUGAACGAAUGGUUUCUGACAUCACAGUGGACAUAAAAUGGCGUAUUAGAAUAGGGGCACAUGUUUCAAUCAGCAGUUAGAGAAUUCGUUUAUAUCGGCGCAUUUAUAAACCACACACACCUUAACUGAGCUAACGGUGCCGGUGCGUGAGAAGCAGGCAGGUGCUGCUGCGUUCAAGUGUUUCAGUUUUUUUUUCAUGAAUUCAAUUAAAAAUAAAGGCGCCCGUGUCCGUGUCCGAGGUAAUUACACAGUCGUUGGCCCAAAGCCCAGCCCGAGGGC
Molecule: messenger RNA, 15124 nt
Organism: Nothobranchius furzeri (turquoise killifish)
Lineage: Eukaryota; Metazoa; Chordata; Actinopteri; Cyprinodontiformes; Nothobranchiidae
Source: RefSeq, a predicted model, not a curated record